Messenger RNA from Tauraco erythrolophus (red-crested turaco), 1513 nucleotides. RefSeq names its product epoxide hydrolase 1 (gene EPHX1). NCBI's taxonomy places the organism in Eukaryota, Metazoa, Chordata, Aves, Musophagiformes, Musophagidae. Gene Ontology annotation, molecular function: epoxide hydrolase activity. The record is from RefSeq and is a predicted model, not a curated record. Gene Ontology annotation, biological process: epoxide metabolic process.
AUUAUGCUGCUUGAAGUAUUCCUGGUUCUGGGGACAGUCGUCAUCAUCAUCUUCUUCUUCUUCCCUUCCAAGAAGAAAGAAGAGACAUUACCCUUCCAAGAGGGAUGGUGGGGCAAGGGACAAAAGCCUGACACUGAAGAAGAUACAACUGUUCGGCCCUUUAAGGUGGAAACUACAGAAGAAGAGCUGAGCGACUUAUUUAGGAGACUUGACCGGGCUCGAUUCACUGAGCCACUGGAGAACAGUUGCUUUCAUUAUGGGACCAACUCGGUGUAUCUCAGGAAGGUUGUCUCCUACUGGAGAAACCAGUUCAAUUGGAAGAAACAAGUUGAAGUCCUCAACAAGUACCCACAAUUCAAAACUAAGAUUCAAGGCAUUGAUAUCCAUUUUGUUCACGUAAAGCCGCCUCGUUUGCCUGAAGGACAGUCUGCAAAGCCAUUAUUAAUGGUUCAUGGUUGGCCUGGCUCAUUUUACGAGUUUUACAAAAUCAUCCCUCUCCUGACGGAUCCUGCCAGCCACGGCCUCAGUGACGAACAUGUUUUUGAAGUCAUUUGCCCAUCUAUCCCUGGUUAUGGUUUCUCAGAAGCACCUCACAAAAAAGGCUUUGAUUCUGUAAGUGCUGCUUCUGUUUUUUAUGAAUUGAUGCUCAGACUGGGAUUCAAUGAGUUCUACGCACAAGGUGGUGACUGCGGCUGGCUCAUCUGCACCAAUCUGGCCCAGAUAGCUCCCAACCAUGUGAAAGGUCUCCAUUUAAAUCUAGCCUUAGUUAUGAAGAUGGGAUUCACUCACCUGCUCUCCAUUCUGCUGGGCCAGUAUCUUCCAGGGCUCUUCGGGUUCCAGGAUGAAGAUGUUAGGCGGAUGUUUCCCUUCCUGAAAAAAGGGCUCUACAAGAUGUUGUUGGAGUCUGGCUACGCUCACAUACAGGCUACAAAGCCUGAUACUGUUGGCUGUGGUCUGAAUGACUCUCCUGUAGGACUGGCCGCGUACAUCUUGGAGAAGUUUUCUACAUGGACUGAUCCAGAAUUCCGUAACUUAGAGGAUGGAGGACUAGACAGGAAGUUUAACCUGGAUGAUCUGCUCACCAAUAUUAUGAUCUACUGGGUGUCAGGCUGUAUGGUCUCCUCAAUGCGUUUCUACAAAGAAAAUCUGCAGAAAGGAAUAGGCACACAGAAACACGAAAGGCUCACAGUACAAGUACCUACUGGCAUUGCCUCCUUCCCUAAUGAAAUCAUGCACACACCCCAGGCUUGUGCCCAGAAGAAAUACACCAACAUAGUUUCCUUCCACUUCAUGCCUCAAGGUGGCCACUUCGCAGCUUUGGAGGAACCUGAACUUCUUGCUGAAGAUAUUCUGCAAUUUGUUGGGAAAGUAGAGAAAGAGCAGCUUUGGAGAAAGAAAGGAGAAUAACUCCCCUAAAAACCAGCAGGGUAGUUCCUUAUAGCUUAGCACAUGUGGCCUUACCAAGUUUACUGUAACCGGUGUAAUUAGAUCUUGUUCUUGACCAGAUGUGAGA